This is a messenger RNA of Cotesia congregata, 714 nucleotides long. Lineage: Eukaryota; Metazoa; Arthropoda; Insecta; Hymenoptera; Braconidae. The record is from the annotation of a GenBank genome assembly.
AUGUUCUGCCGAGUUUUUUUAUUUUCAUUAAUACUCAUUCAUUACCUCUAUGCAUGUGAUAUUGGAAGACCUAUGAGAAAAAAGAAUGAUGAUCUUAACUUACUGACAGAACUCAUCAGUAGCUGCUACCCCGAUGUGAAAGCAAGCAUCGUCAUUGCUAAUCUAUUGACAGAUCCGAGAUCUGAAAAUAUUUAUAAUCAAAUAACCGGAUCAGUGACACUGUUUGAGAAUUCAACAAACUACAGCAUACCGGCAAAUCAAAUUACGCCAGUUCUUUUGAUUAUUAUGAUAUUGACAUCACCAGUCGAAAUGAAACAGAUCCUUGUUAAUCAAACGUGGCGGAACUUUGAUCAAUCUUUCAUAAUUCUAGACGGAAACAAUGACAACGGAUGCGUUAAUGCCCAAUCGUUUUUGAUGGAAGCUUGGAAAAAUGAUAUACUCAAUGUUGUCUUUAUUUGUUUGGAUCAUCAGAAUCAAGUUCCAAAGAUUUAUAGCUUCAAUCCAUUUACGGACUUCGCAUCGACGUCUUGGGAAAGAGUUUCAGUGGUUCCGGCAAUCAACAAUCAUCCUUGGACCUUGAUUGUCCAGAGUUACAGUCAAAAAGUAAAAUUAUUAAGGCAAGAAAAUGAUUCUGAGAAGUUUUAUCGUUUUGAUUUAAUUAUUAAAUCUUACUUGAUUCAAGAAUUUUUCGUCUUGAUUAAAGAAAUUAUGUAA